Molecule: messenger RNA, 1533 nt
Organism: Microbotryum saponariae
Lineage: Eukaryota; Fungi; Basidiomycota; Microbotryomycetes; Microbotryales; Microbotryaceae
Source: the annotation of a GenBank genome assembly
AUGUCCGUACAGCUCUUACACUCCCACAAUAUACGGUACGCCGACUCGGCGCCGAGUCAACCCCCCCGUUCCUCAUCAUUCCUCCUCGGCCCUCUAGACUCGCUCGUCACACCUACCAUACCCAUCGCUAUCCUGUUCGUAUACACCAAACCGGCACAUCAUGCGUCCUCAUCCUUCAUGCCUCUACAACGCAUCAAGCAAGCCCUGUCGAUCGUCUUGGCUUCGUAUCCUCACUUGACCGGUCGACUCGAACUCCAUCCUCAAACCGGCGUGCGAAGUAUCACCGACUUGAACAAGGGUGCCAAUCUACUCGAAGCCAACUGCUCCGAACUCCUCGACGAAUGGAUCGUAAAACAUCCGCCCGGGACUUCCGCCCGCGACCCUUCGAGAACCAUCUCGAAAACUUUGUUCGCCCCUUUCCAGCCUACGCUCGGAUACGUCUGCAACCACGCCGUCUUGACGAUCCAACAUACCACUUUCGCAUGUGGUGGAGUCUCGUUGGGCUUUCGAUGGCUUCAUACCUUGUGCGAUGCUCAAGGAUCGAUCCAAUUUGUGCAAGAUUUCGCGAGGGUUUAUCGGGAGCGUGGGGAGGAGUUUGAGAGAGGGCCGUGCAUCGAGUCCUUCAUGAGUAGCCUGGGCUCCUUUGAAAAGGACGAGAGGAAGAUGUUAUUGGACUUCAAGCCCGAGAAGUACCACAUCGAUCAGCCUACGUCCGCCGAGACCGAGCCGACAAGCCCAAAGAACGACAAUUCCGACAAUUCCGACGAAGCUCCCGAUGAAACAUCUGACCCCGUGGUAGGACGAUUCAUUCAUUUCACUGCGACUUUACUCUUAAAGAUCAAGGCAACAGCUACCGACCCGACGUCGAAAUCCUGGAUAUCGACCUUUGAUGCCCUAUCCGCCCACCUACUUCAACGAGUCUACCUCUCACGAACCUCCGCCAGUCAGCGGCGAGCAGAAGACAACCCCUCGACAGCACCCCUACCGAACUUCCUGACACCUCUCAACUUGAGAUCAAGGCUCGGAGAAGCCCUUCUCCCACCUCGAUAUUUUGGCAACGCCCUCCAAUCCGGGUACACCGACUUGGACCUUCUCCUUCUCGCCACCCCGAACUCGCUUUCCGAGCUAGCCCGACAAAUUCAUUCCCUGACCGAUACGACUCUGAACACCUCCUUCAUCAGAUCCACCCUCCGAACCCUGUCCUGGAUUGCUCUACAGCCCAACAAGCUCCUCAUUCGCGAUGAAUUUGAAUACCGUCCAGGAGGGACCCUGAUGCUGAGCCAUUGGGGGAAGUUCGACGUCUAUAACCCCCAUGAAUUCGGGUUCGAGAGAGGUGGGGUUGGUCCAAGUCGGGUGAUGACGCCUUUCACGGAAACAUCGCUCGUGGAUGGAUUGGGGUAUCUGCUGCCCGUUUCUCCUGGGAUCGAAGGAAGAGGGUUGGAGCUUGCUCUGGCCCUACAGAAGAGUACGUGGGACGUGUUGGAUCUGGACCCGGUGUGGGGGAAGUUCGUAGCGAACCAGUUCGUGCAGUGA